Messenger RNA from Drosophila biarmipes, 2489 nucleotides. RefSeq lists its product as uncharacterized. Gene Ontology annotation, molecular function: protein binding. The transcript is spliced from 6 exons. NCBI's taxonomy places the organism in Eukaryota, Metazoa, Arthropoda, Insecta, Diptera, Drosophilidae. Gene Ontology annotation, cellular component: membrane. The record is from RefSeq and is a predicted model, not a curated record. The coding region runs from base 146 to 1834 and encodes 562 amino acids.
GUACUUCCGCUCUCCGAUCUCAAGUCCCUCGCCACCCCGGACGGCCUUUAUUGGCUCGACGACAAUUUGCAAUGAGCACUGUGUUCUGUUGCUGUUUUCGUAGCGUACUUUAUUUCGAGGAGGAACAUUCGGAAAAUCCACAAAAAUGAAACGGGAAAGGUCCCUAAGGACACUGUUCCUGCUCCUGGUAUUCGUUAUACCACUGGGCUCCGGGCAAAACAGCAGCCUGAAGAUCAACACGAACCUGAAGGACAUCGAAGCCGGCGCCCUGGCCCUGCCCUCGAUCCAGGGGCCGGGCAACAUCUGCAUCCGCGAGGAGCCCUACCUGGAGGUGGUCCAGGUGCCGGAGAUGCAGCCGGUGCGCGUGCGCACCUCCAGUUGGUGCAUGGAGAUCCCGCCGAGGUGCGCCACCUACAAGACGGAAAUGCGCGAGGUGAUGAGGGUCCAGAAACUGAACAAGACGCGAACAGUGCGCUUUUGCUGCCAGGGCUACGAGGGAAACCUCUCCGACAGCCAAGCCACCUGUAAGCCCAUUUGUCGCGGCGGCUGUGGGCGUGGCAGUUGCGUAAUGCCCGACUCCUGCAGCUGCGAGGAGGGCUACGUGGGCAAACAUUGCACUCAACGCUGUGAUCACGAUCGCUGGGGCUUGGACUGCAAGAAUCCCUGCCAAUGCCAAAAUGGAGCAGCCUGUGACAACAAGUCUGGACUGUGUCACUGCCUGGCAGGUUGGACAGGGCAGUUUUGCGAACAGCCCUGUCCCCAGGGAACCCAUGGCAUUAUGUGCCGCAAGGCCUGCGAUUGCGACGAGAAGCCGUGCAAUCCACAAACGGGUGCCUGCAUCCCUCAGGACCAUCCGCUGGAGCUGAAUGUGAGCCACGUCAUCGUGGAGACCGUCAACUCCACGCUGGAGAAGAUGGGCAUUAUUCCACGCGCCAACACGCCCCCGACCACGCCGGAGGUCAUAGUGAUCAAGCAGCCCGCUGGCCAAGAGAAUGCCCAGCCGGCGCCGAAGAUCAUUGUCCACCAGUCGGGCAGUGAGCUGCUCGAGAAUCUCCAUUCGGCUGCAGCUGCCGGCGUUCCCACUCCGGAAAUCAUCCACGUCAUCACCAAUGGGAUCACCUCGCCACAGGAACAUCUGGCGGGAUUCGUUGGAGGGAACUCCAACAGCGGUCAGGCGGCGGCAGCGGACCAUCAGUCCGGGUUGGUCACCACACUCGUUAGCGUCAUGCUGCUCCUGCUGAUCGCCAUUGCGGCGGGCUCGCUCUACGUUUAUCGGAGGUAUCACCACAAGAACUCAGCCGUCUACAAUGCCAACGGGACGGUGACCACGUUGCCGGCGAACCCGGAGGUGGUUCUCACCGAGGCCGCGGCCCUGGGCAAAAACUUCCACGAGCCUCUGCCCGAACCGCCCGUGGUCUUUGCGGUCACGCCCCACUCGAACGAGGCACAACCAGAAUUAUAUGACACGCCCAGCAACAACUCUUCGAUCAAAACACCGCCCUACGCAUAUGCUAGGAAGGAGUCCCUGUACUCGGUGGUCUCGCCAAAGUCUCGCAAGGGCAGCUUGGACUCGCACCUGUACGACGAGAUCCGGUACCACCAGCAGCAGCAUCACCUCCAUCAGCACCACCCUCGGAGCCACCAAAACGUCCAGCACUCCACCACUGCCUCCGCCUUUUUGCCAGCCAGGCCAGCAAGUGACCAGUUCUCCAACGGCGGUCACCAUCCCCACCAGCGAUCGCACCAUGUCACCCACUUGAUAAUCCCGCCACAGAACUCCAACUUCCUGCAGGUUCCUGCCCAGAUCACUGCCAAAAGAAUUGCCCACCUGUGAGGUUGAGCAGAAAUCAAAGCCAACGGUUCAACAAUGCGCCUGUAGAUAAUACAAAAUUCCGAAGAAAUCAUUUUCUUAAGUUGAAUUCCUUUUCUUUGAAUUACUAUUCUUUUCAAAUAACUCAAAAAAUGUUUCUCUUAAGUUUUAAUUUUAGAAAAUGUACUCUGCUCUACCUACUUAUUCUUAUAUUUUUUGACAGUAAAACAAUUUGUGUACAUAUAAGGAGAUGUUACGUGUCUUAUGUUGUAGUUUUACUAGAUAAGAUUUUAUGCAAGUUACCGUUCAUAUAAAAAUAUUAUAAAGUGAACACAAAAUAUUUUAAGAAUCCAUACUAGGCACUGUUUGAGGAACGAUAAAUAUAUUUAUUACGUAUUUAAAGAGAAAAUGCGGCAAUACCCGGACCGAGCAUUUUAUUUUAAUCAGUUGUCAGAGGUAAAGAUACCAGCUUUCAUCUAUAGAAUAUUAAUACAUAGGUGUUGAAAAUGCAACUACACUACCACAAAUAUUUAGACUACACAUUAGGAUAAGAAAUGGAGAUAAAUAUUCCUCCAGUAAGGAGAACUAAAUUAAUUUUAUUAAUCUUUAAGUGCCCUUUUCAAUGAAAUGUCAAUGUCAAUAAAUGAGCUACAUUUAUAAAUAAAUAAUUUUAAAACGC